Lucilia sericata (common green bottle fly) is the source of this 601-nucleotide messenger RNA. RefSeq lists its product as uncharacterized. NCBI's taxonomy places the organism in Eukaryota, Metazoa, Arthropoda, Insecta, Diptera, Calliphoridae. Gene Ontology annotation, molecular function: nucleic acid binding. The transcript has 4 exons. The record is from RefSeq and is a predicted model, not a curated record. Gene Ontology annotation, biological process: tRNA splicing, via endonucleolytic cleavage and ligation. Bases 131 to 472 code for a protein of 113 amino acids.
AUAACAUGGUACUCUUAUGGUUCGAAAUGUACCAAAAAUAGUACAAUUGUAUCAAUAUUGACAACCCUGUUUUAUUUAAAGUGUAAAUUUUCAUAAAAAAUGUUUAAUAACCCCUUAAGUUUAUGUUAAAAUGAAAUUUUUAACAGUUAUAAACGAUUUUAAAGAAUUGGGUUGUAAUCAACAAGCACAAUGCGCGGUAGCAUGUCGCAUUUAUCUGGACUUAAUAUCAGAUAAAAAAUACUCUUCCGUUGAUAAAUGCUACGACAAUACACUGCAAAUACUUUUCUUCAAAGCUGAAAAUCAUGAUAAAAAGAAAUUCAUAAUUUUACCAUCUUUAAUUGCUCAAGAGUUGGACCUAAAUAUAAUUAAUAAAUUGAAUAAAAAAGAACUAAAUGAUGGCAGUUUUCUUUUAGCCUUAUGUGAUACAUCUUCAAAUAUUUUGUACUAUCGACUUUUCGAAGAUCAAAGAUAGGGACUAAUACAAACUACAUAUUUAUGUUAAUCUGAUAAAAAUAUUACCUUUUAAUAUUUAAGCAAUUUCCUGUUGUAAUAAAAACGAUGCGUGUAUAACAAGUAAUAAAUUGUGUUAAAAUGUUAAAAA